Brienomyrus brachyistius is the source of this 2645-nucleotide messenger RNA. Its product is annotated as spermatogenesis-associated protein 2. NCBI's taxonomy places the organism in Eukaryota, Metazoa, Chordata, Actinopteri, Osteoglossiformes, Mormyridae. Bases 516 to 2192 code for a protein of 558 amino acids. Gene Ontology annotation, cellular component: cytoplasm. The record is from RefSeq and is a predicted model, not a curated record. The transcript is spliced from 2 exons.
UGUCAGGGCAUUUAAGUAAAACCCAGAUGGCUGUGUUGCCGGGUAGCUAUUCAGCGCAGGGUUUGUUUUGGAAGUGUGUACUAUCGACCAUGUUACAUGGUUUAAUGACAUUAUUAAGUAGAAUCAUUUGUGCAGACUUUUGCCAGAGUAUGAUACUGUUACGUGUUUAUUAAUGCCACGGAGUUUUUUACAGUAGCCCUAGGUUGUUUCAGCCGUAACUCGACGACUUCCUCUGUGCAAGGAGGCUGAUGUCCUUUCACUUUCCCCUCCUCCGCCGCACCUGUGCGCUGACAUGCCGCGUCCGUCCGGCGUCUCGAUAGCUUCGUUUGCGUCGAAAGGCGAGCCCGGCUCGGAUCCCGAAUCCGCCCGCAAGACAUAACCGGCAGCGCAGCUCCGAAAAGCACCGGCGGGACUUUCUGGCGGUCCCUGCGGCGGCCGUUUGCGUCGCUUCCGCGUUUCCUGAUAUCCGUGCGAUCGCGUCCCGAAAACCUUCACUCGGCCGGCUGGUGGUGGUGAUGAUGAUGAUGAUGACGAUGAUGAUGAUGACGAUGAGGAACGCCGGCGCGGAGAUGUCCGAGGCGCAGCGGGACGCUUUCGGCGAAUAUGUGACAUAUUACGAGGCCGCCUGGCCGCUCGGCGACGCCAAGCUGUGCGGUGACACGCCGGUGGCGGACAAGGCGCGGCGGCUGCUGUCCGAAAGCGCCGCCGAGAAGCGCUUCACCACCUUCGAUUUCUAUUCGGUGCUGCAGGAAUGUCUUAAGCACUGCGACCAGGACCCCCGGCGCGCCCUGUGCGGGCUGGCUAAAGCCGCGGAGCUGCUGGAGACCUACUGUGUCAACGCCUUCCUGUUCCCCUGGAAGAAGGAGAUCAGGACGCUUAAGACGUUUACAGGUCCCUUCGUGUACUACGUACAGGCAGUACUGCCAGACCACGUUGCCAAUAAUAUACUUGAAAGUAUCGGAUAUCAUCAGGAGAGCGACACGGAAUACAGGCUGAGCAAGGACGCCGACCCCGGGAAAGCCAUGAGGGUGGGAUUUGAAGUGUUCCUGGCCAGACAGGAAUGUGAGUAUCUCUUAGAGGUCAUGGGUCAAAGGUCACAGUCUGAAUGUGUUGAAGUCCUCAAGGGGAGAUCGUCAACCCUUCUCAACCAGGGGAAUAUGACCACAUGUACAGGAGACAGGCCAGGGGAAGUGAACUUGUCACUUGAGGCAGAUGUCUCUGACCCGUCUUCAGACCAAGCUAGGUCUCUGGUGGACCCGGGGACCUCUUUGCCUGAUGGGCGCCCACUCGUAUCAGAAAGACCAGGCCCCAACAUCGUGGAACCUUCCCCAGCAACACAUUUCAGCGACGAUCAGUCUAUCUUGGAGAUGCAGGCGAAUUACCCUGACCUCACCAUCCGGCAGCAGCCUAUUUUCAGCAAAUCUCAGAUGCUUCUCGCAGAUCAGCAGAGACACUUUGCGGAAACGAGGACACCCGAGGGCGGGGGACAGGCUUUCCUGGACCCUGACAGCAUGAGCGGCCCACCCUCCAUGACUGGAAUUGCGGAGUUGCGCCGCCCUGCUGACGGCGCUCCUCAGCCGCCGCCAAAGCGCGAAGAAGCCCUGCCGAAGCCCCCCGCGGACACCGGCGCCAAAGACGCCAAGGUCUCGGACAUGCAGACGGCAGCCUCCAGUUUCCAGCAGGCGAGGUCGGGCGAGAGACAGCGUGACUGCGAAGACUGGACCAUGUCAGACCUGACCGAGAAGAUGGGAAACUUGAAAGUGAAAGAUCGUUGUGCAGAUGAGGACCUUAAAUACCCCAUCGAAGAGACAUCCCACCCGGAAGAGAUGGGUAAAAUGCUGCCCCUUGGCUCCGCUAACAUCCGAACCCAGGCUAUAAUGUGCAACCCCUCCCUGCUAUCCGUCUGCAACAUCCCUAACUGUAGCAGCUGCACUAACUCACAAGAUAAUAUCAAAGAACCUCCACAGUCGUUUUAUAUUCCACCGAGCUCAAGUCCACUGGGUACACAGACCCCCAUGCUAGACUGCAGGGCAGAGUCCUCAGGAGAUCUCAGCUCCUGCCCACAGUGUCUGCAGGCCAGUGGGGCCCCAUGCUCACGGUCUGAGGAUGAGCUGCUACAAACGUACGUGCUGGUGGAGAACGACAGGAAGGACGACCGGCCGAGCAGUGCCUUCUCAAAGAGCCAAGGGUGACCACCCCCACGUUGGAUUUAAAAUGGGGGUGGUGAACUCUCCCCGCAAAGCACAUGGCCCCUAAAUCUCAUUAUCACUGUUCAGUUACUGAGCUUUACCAGGCGAGGUUCAUCAUCCAAAUAAUGUUUUAGCUGACCAAUCAAGAGAACCUUACCUAAGAGAACAAAAGCUAACACACACACACUGCAGAUCUUAAAAAUGGUAAUUCAGCACCUGUUGCUUUAAGAGGAGUAAUUUUAUGUGAUUGAUGGGGCAAUUUAAAUGUUACCAACAUUGUGCCACGGCACUGAUUGGUCAUGAAAUUGAACUAAAAGAGGAUGAAGAAUUGCUUUGUCCUGGUGACGAUGUACAGGAAGAAAGUAUGAAUUCCUAAAUGUCAUACAUUUUUUUCCGAGAAGGCUUUUAUUGUUUCUCAGGUGAAGGAUUUGUUUUUAAUUAAAUGUUUAUACUGCA